CCUGAUCAGCUGAUGGCUGGCAAUGUCUGUUGACAGGAGAGGGCUCCGCGGCCGGACUCGGGUAUGUAAAUCCAAAUGGAGCAGUUGGGAAUCAGAGGCCAAAUAGAGCUGCUAAGACAGCAACAGCCUUGGGGGAAGCUGAUCCGGUUAGGAACUGGAGAAGCUGAGCCUCACGUCCUGCUGCUGAAGAAAGAGUGGACGAUUGGAAGGAAAAAAGGUUGUGACCUGUCCUUUCCUGGCAACAAAUUGGUGUCUGGAGAUCACUGCAAAAUAACCGUGGAUGAAGAAUCUGGUCAAGUGUCACUGGAGGAUACCAGUACAAAUGGAACGGUUAUCAAUAAACAGAAGGUGGUGAAGAAGCAGAGCUGUCUUUUGCAGAACGGAGAUGUGAUCUAUGUUGUUUACAGGAAAAACGAGCCAGAAAACAACGUCGCUUAUCUCUACGAAUCCUUGAGCCCAAAACAGGACCCGGCUAGUGAGCCAGUAGAAGCCAACAUUGAAAGCACGUGCCAUGCGACCAAAGAUACCUCAAAUACCGGACAAAGCAAUGAUGGGACCUCAAUGGCGUCGCCACCGUCAGCUGCUCAGCUGCGCGACGAUGAACCACAGCCAUCCACUUCGACAUCCAACCUCUUUAAUGCUGCUGCUUCUACCUCUCCCUCGGAGUUCAUGUCUACUGAACAGGAUAAUCCCUCAACAUCUGGGUCUUGUGUCUUCGCUCCCACGCCUGCGUUGCCUGCCCUAGAACCAUGUUGUCCAAAAGAAUCGCUUGAACGCAAGCAGCCAAAUGUAAAUGCUGAACCUUCUGACGUUCUUUCAGGGGUCAAAGAGAAAUUGGCGUUGCCGCUGCCUGAGCUUAAAAGCAGGGAUGAAGAGGAAACCUCUGAGCCUGCUAGGAAGAAAGCAAAAGGAGAUGGUGAUGCCACCUCAUAUCUUCAGGUGACUGUCCCCGAUCAAUGUGCAAUUAAAACUGGCCCCGGGGACACAAAGUCGGCAAACAUGAAGCCAGACAAGAUGGAAGAAACACUUACCUGCAUCAUCUGCCAGGAACUGCUGCACGACUGUGUCAGUUUGCAACCUUGCAUGCACACCUUCUGUGCUGCUUGCUACUCAGGGUGGAUGGAACGCUCCUCUCUCUGUCCGACGUGCCGCUGUCCGGUGGAGCGCAUUUGUAAAAACCACAUUCUGAACAACUUGGUGGAAGCUUAUCUCAUCCAGCAUCCAGAUAAGUGCCGCAACGAAGAGGAUGUGCGAAGCAUGGAUGCCCGGAACAAAAUCACUCAAGACAUGCUUCAGCCGAAAGUGAGGAGGUCCUUUUCGGAUGAAGAAGGAAGUUCCGAAGAUCUCCUGGAACUUUCAGACGUCGACAGCGAAUCCUCAGAUAUCAGCCAGCCUUAUAUCACGUGCAGACAGUGUCCAGGAUCCCGUCGGCCACCGGCUCAGCCCCUUCUCUCCUCAGGCCAGGAAGGAGAAAUAGAAGCAGUGCAGGCAUUGGGGGAUGCGCCGUCUACCUCUGCCAACUUUCCAACAGCUGUCCAGGAAUACAUAUGUCCUUCUCAAGGAAGCCACGUGAUCUGCACAUGCUGUUUCCAGCCAAUGCCGGACCGCAGAGCAGAGCGCGAACAGAGCCCACACAUCGCCCCUCAGCAAUGCACCAUCUGUCUCCAACCCUUUUGUCACUUGUACUGGGGCUGCACUCGGGUGGCGUGUUUCGGCUGCUUGGCACCGUUCUGUGAAAUAAAUCUUGGCGACAAGUGUCUAGAUGGUGUCCUUAACAACAAUCACUAUGAAUCAGAUAUUUUAAAGGAUUACCUGGCAUCCAGGAGUUUGACAUGGAAAAACAUGUUGAAUGAAAGUCUCCUAGCUCUUCAAAGAGGAGUUUUUGUAUUGUCAGAUUACCGAAUUACUGGAGAAACGGUGCUCUGUUAUUGUUGCGGCCUCCGCGGCUUCCGUGAGCUGGCUUAUCAGUACAGGCGGAAUAUUCCUGUUUCUGAAUUGCCAGUGGCUGUGACAUCCCGUCCUGACUGCUACUGGGGGCGCAACUGCCGGACUCAGGUCAAAGCACACCAUGCCAUGAAAUUCAAUCACAUUUGUGAACAGACACGAUUCAAAAACUGAAGGUGGCUCGGGGGACGCUGAAAUGAACCCAAUUCUUUCAACCUGUUAGAAGAGAGGAAAG
This is a messenger RNA of Euleptes europaea (tarantolino), 2179 nucleotides long. It is a transcript of the gene CHFR, whose product is annotated as checkpoint with forkhead and ring finger domains. The transcript is spliced from 18 exons. Gene Ontology annotation, cellular component: nucleus. Gene Ontology annotation, biological process: protein ubiquitination; ubiquitin-dependent protein catabolic process; mitotic cell cycle checkpoint signaling. Bases 76 to 2118 code for a protein of 680 amino acids. The record is from RefSeq and is a predicted model, not a curated record. NCBI's taxonomy places the organism in Eukaryota, Metazoa, Chordata, Lepidosauria, Squamata, Sphaerodactylidae. Gene Ontology annotation, molecular function: protein binding; ubiquitin-protein transferase activity.